Messenger RNA from Ambispora gerdemannii, 633 nucleotides. The record is from the annotation of a GenBank genome assembly. Lineage: Eukaryota; Fungi; Glomeromycota; Glomeromycetes; Archaeosporales; Ambisporaceae.
AUGAGAUCAAUUGCACCAAGUAAGAAAGGACACAUAAUGCCAGAAGUUAAAGUACGUUUCCCUCCAGAAAUCACACCAAUUAAUCUCAUCGAAACAGCUAUCGCGAAACUAGAGACUAGCGGACAAACAUCACGAAUUCCCAAUGGGUUUAUUGCUUAUCGCAUGGCUUUUUACAAGGAACUUCACUCGAUCAAACAUCCCGUGAUAACACACCCACAACUUUCGACGACAUUGGUCAAACAAUCAUGGCUCAAAGAAGAGGAACACGUACGACGAGAAUAUCAUCGCAUCGCAAAAGAAGCCAAAGAUUUAUAUAUCCAAAUUUGCCAUGAACGAAGUCCACUUUUUGUUACAAAUAUGUUUUCAAUUGAUAACGAAGAUUAUUCUUCUUCUAAUACGAAAAACAAUUCGGACGCAUUAGAAUUUGUCUUUUCAAAUUCGAGUAAUUUGAGUGACUCUAAUUUUAACCUUUUUAAUAGCAACGAAAUAUCUUUAUUACCAUCAUCUUCUUCACAUGAAAAAAACACCACCGCAUCCGCUACUCCAAAUGUCACAAACAUAUUCAAUACCGAUAAUCUAACACCAGAACAAUUGAUCUCUCAAUGUUUAUUUUCUUCCAUUUUAUCCAUUUAA